Portunus trituberculatus (swimming crab) is the source of this 2982-nucleotide messenger RNA. RefSeq lists its product as uncharacterized. The record is from RefSeq and is a predicted model, not a curated record. Bases 139 to 939 code for a protein of 266 amino acids. Lineage: Eukaryota; Metazoa; Arthropoda; Malacostraca; Decapoda; Portunidae. The transcript has 2 exons.
AAGUUUCUUGGAUCCCGCUCCCGGAUCCUGGUCUUUCCAAGUAAUAGGCCCCGACGUCAUUUACAUGAUGUCUUCACUUCCUGUCACGCCUUCCUGGUAUCCUCCGUUAGAAACACACUCAUAAACACAAACACAGUCAUGGCGAGAGUCUUGCCGCCGCUACUGCUGCUACUCAUGCCGCUAAGUCCUGGAAUUGCACCAAGCGCCACAUUGGCCAUGGACUGCAACGCUGCAGACACCAUCGUGAAGGAAGGACAGACAAAAGUAAUUCUGAGAGUUCGCUUUCAUGAGGUGAAAUACAAUCUUAUUCUGUUUGUGAAACCUGAUACAGACUUUGAGGGCGUCCGGCUCGAUGUGCAGGAAACGGACGGCACUAACCACACUGCAUGGUUACCUGAGGAAUGCAUCCCGCGUGAUGGCACGUGGCGGGAAUUCCUGGUGUGGACAGGACUGACUGAGACAAAGAUUGCCUUGCGCUUUAGGACUGGUAAAUGUAGGAGAUGGUGUGAGAGCGAAACUACCCUUCGACAGCCCAUCAGAAUCACCGUGGUUGCUCACGGCCCUUCCAGGUGGAUUAAAAGAUACACACCCGAGAACUGUAACGUGACCAACGUUUUGAAUGUUGAUCCUGAACGACUGUCCAUCUGUCAGGAGCCCCCCUCUAUUAGCACUACCACUAAAGCUACUAACUUCAACAACACGCCUUCUGGGAGCCUCUUAACUUCUAAGCUGAUACAGAACAAGAUGAUAAUAAUGAUAAUAGCGACGUCAGUAGUGGUAGCGGUGGCGGUGAUUACAAUGGUGCUGGUGCUGCUUGUCUGUCGAAGGCGGAAUUCUGUGACAUUAUCAAAUGAAGCGAAGUUCCAGUCCCAAGUUGACGUUCUCCACCACUACUUGCAGUUAAACACAGGCCUGGGACAAAUCUCAGUCAAGAACUAGGAAGGCAUCUAUCACAAUAUCCUGCCUGACCUCACAGCACGACGUAAGGUAAUAUAAUGUCGUGGCCUGCACAUGACAAAAGUCCUUCUAAAAUUAUAUAAUGCCUAAGAACGGUAUGUGAUAUCGCUCACCUGUUAACGAAAAUGACUCUUCCCGCUGGUGGUGCCUUAUGCCAGAGUAGACACACCUCACAUUCCUUUCUCCCACUUGACGAUCCCUGCCCUAACCUGACGUUUCACUUCGACCCUCAUUAGGACAGACGCUUCGCCUGGGGCAACCUUGCUCCCCUUUGUCCCGGGCCAUGUCAUGAACCCUGCGUUCCCCAGUGUGGCUUCUGGCGGCUUUCACUUUCUUUCUCUUGUAUUGUUAUUUGUACUUAUACUUUUAUUGUAAUACAUUUGGAGACUUUGCUACCACCGCCUUUUCUCUACAGCAUCUCUACAUUGUAAGUACUACAAUCACAUACUAAUAUAGAAUGGUGGUUCCGACAGAAUAUCUGCUCAAGUUCUCUUGCCCCAUUUCUACUUGCCUGCCGGCUACCUUUGUUGUGCCGAGUUUCUCUGUUCUUGCCCAGGCCGCCUGCUGCGUCGCCUGCCAGCUACGGAGCUUUUGCGGCUUUAGAGCUUUAGAGCCUUUACAAGUUUCUCCAGCCUUGCUUGCUCAUCAGUUCUUGCCUGUACAAUUUCAAGUUGUCGUCCAACACGAUUCUUCAUCCAUCCUGUAUUUCUGUCGCGCAAGACGAUCCCGUAAGCCGUGAUCCGAUGCAAGCUGCAAGCCGUCAAAUAAAAUACAUAUAUGGACUAUUUAUAUGCUCUUCAUACUGGUCAUCGACGGAUUCAAGUACUGCUGUUCCCGCCGUUUCGACUUUUCAGGCUCAGUCUUCGUAUCGUGCAUUUUUAGUGCCAUUAUAAGCGCAGUGCAGUUAUGUGUAUUUUAUAAUUUUUUGGCGUAGAAACGUCUCAUUCUCUUUAUUUUCGUAUACUAGUGUUUUCUUGGUCUCUUAUUACCCAAUAAGUCCCUGCUGUUAUUACGUGUCCUCCUUGUCAUAGCGAGCCUCCAUCACUUCGUGUUUUGCGAGAUAUGAUGGUAUCUUAUAAGGUGUGACCGAGCAUUGUACCGGGGUGGGCACACUGCACAUUACUUUUUGUGCUUUUCUCUUAAGAAUUCUUAGAUCUUUGACUGAUACCAACUAUUGAACCCCAUUAUAAAAUGACGAAAGAGAAAACCAAUUAAAUCUUGUAUUAUUCGAUUUCCCGUUAAUAGUGAGAUCUCUUUAAUUUUUUUCAUUAAAUAACAAUAAUAGUAAUAAGUUAUCACAUAUUUUGUAAGGAUUUGAGUGCAUGAAUUAGGUCCCGCACAAGGCGUGUUUAGAAUAUUUUGUCUCGGUAGUUAAGUACUUAAGGUAGCGCUGCUCUGGCACUCCCGAUAAGCAGUCUUCUUUCAUAUCCUCUUUCUUUAGUAUGAAGAGGAUGGUAAUUCCAAAGGUCAAAAAGGCUAAUACAGGAAACCUAACUGGAUCGAUGGCAAGACCUUCUUCCUUGUACAGUUAGUGUUAUAAGAAAAGAUGUAGCCUGAAAAGCUUUACUCACUUAACACCACACAAACACACAGAAAAAAAAAAAAAAGAUGCAUGAGGCUCUAUUGCCCAUAAAAUAAGUGACAUAUGCCAAAAACAGGACACAGGAAGACCCACUGUAAUAACUCCUCUCAUGUUAUAAAAUGCUACUAUGUGACAAAAGGUGGAGAUACGAGCAAGGCAAAACUUCCUGGCAUAGGAAGUUGUAUAUUCUUUCAAAUAUCAAGAUUGAAUUGUAGACUGACGUAAAAAGAAUGGCACAAAGAAAAGCAAUGUGUGUUUUAUUUAAUGUACGAUUAAGAAUAUGUUAGAGACAAAGAUAAACUAAUGUUUUAAUUUAGCUAAGUUGUUGAGAUAUUUAUACAUAAGACUGAAUGUUAAUAAUUUUCAAACUUCAAUAUUUCUCGUUUAUAAUUGCGCAAGCAUGAAAUAGACUCUGUAAAAACAAUAAAGUGUUAUUAGUGCUA